AAACGCCAGUUCGCCUUCGCCAGUUGGUUCUUAGAGCGGAGCAGUGCUGGCAGGGAGUGUGUGCCGCGGCAGAAGCGGCGUCGGGCGUAGCUGCUCGAUUGCGCGACUUUGUGUUUAUGGUCGCUCGCGACCAUCAGGCCAAAUUUUUCACCUGCAGUGAGUGACACGCGCCCUGCAGACUGCUACCUUGUCCAAUUGACUUGUCAGUGACCAUGAGUUGUGCCCAGCGAUCUCUGCUCCGAGGCCCCGAAUCCUCAAGUUCGAGAACGGCUGGAGCUUAGCUUCAACUGCGGUCUUGACUUUUCGUUGCGGACGCGAGUCGGAUUGAGAAACGCGAUGCAGCCCUUGGGCGUCUUCGGUCCCACGGCGUUGUUCAUCUGCGUCGUGGUACUCUUCAUUUCCAGUCCGCAAGCUUCUUCAGCUUCAAGAGGACAAAGAUGUCUCGAUCAUAUCACAGAAGUGCAUCCGAAACGGUUCUUGUUCUACAGAGGACAAACCAUGUUUCUCACCCUCGAGACGUCUACCCGUCCAGCACACCAGGUGCUCACUAAUGUAUUCGCAAUUUUCCUCCAAGAGGCGUUGGGCUAUCCUUACAUCACGGUCAACGUAGUUGACGACAAAUUCAACUCGACCAACGCGAUCAUCGGUUUCAAACAACCAGAUGGCGGCACGUCAAAUAUCACGCAUCCUCCAAACAUGAUCAACCUGGAAAUUAUGAUGGCUGCAAAUGAGGACCUUUCGCUCCCUAACAGUCACAGGGGUUCUCUGGACGUGGAAGAUCUUGGAAACUCGGGACCAGGCGGGAGCUUUAGUUGGACCAUCCCAACCUCGACUAUUGGUCACUACAAAAGCCAGUUGCUGAACCAGCCAUCCCCCGAUCACUGGAGAGUGCUAACGAAACCAGAGUGGCUAACCCUGUUCGAUCAAGACAUCAGCCAGUUCCUCAAGUACUCGAAAACGGGGAAAGGCUAUUUUUGCGAAAAAAGUUUUUGCACAAAUGGCGUCUACACCCCCGACCAGUGUCUACAAAACAGCAAGGGCAAAGCAAAAUGUGCCACUCUCCUAGCAGAUUACCCAGAUAACAACGAAUUUGUUAUUAAACAAAUCAACGCGCUGAAGCUGUUCGUCAGGGUGGUCUGGAUCGGCCCUCACCUGCAGUCGGUGACAGAGCAGUUUGCUGACAGUUUGAACCUGUUAGACAAUCCCAAAGCCGUCAUCUCCUUGAAUUGGACUCCAGGACCCCUAACGGCUAGGGAUCCCAAGAAGUUUACAUCAAUCAGCUUCCCCUCCUGCGAAACCUACGGCCCGUCCUCGGAGUGGCCUUGCUUUAAACUCACCCCUCACCGGUCUGCCAAAGUCGCUUGGAGCGUCCUGAAAUUCAACGCGAGGGUUGCAUAUGAGGCUGUGCAUCGAUACGAAUUAAAAGACUACGAAUAUGCAGACUUACUCACGAACUACACAACCACAAAUGAAAGUUACGGAUUCAGAGACCUUGGUUGUCAGUGGUUAAGGACGCAUGAGGAUAUUUGGUUGAAAUGGAUUCCGUCCGAUGACAACGAAAGGACGAAAAUCUACAUUGGAGGAAUUUUCCCCAUGGGUGGUGAAGUGUACACAGCCAAGGGUAUCAUGGCAGCUGCAUCAUUCGCGGUCAAAGCAGUCAACAACAAUCCAGACGUGCUCAGGGACUACACACUGAAACUAUUAGCUUUUGAUGGGCAGUGCAAGGCUGACACAGUCAUGAAGAACUUUAUUGACUACAUCAGGCUCCCGUAUUUCAAUCAGCUUGCUGGAAUUUUAGGUCCCGCUUGCUCUGAUACCGUUGAGCCCCUGGCCGGUGUCUCAAGACACUACAGGACCGUUGUAAUCAGUUACAGUGCUGAGGGUGCUAGUUUUUCAGACAGAAAUAAAUACCCGUUUUUCUUCAGAACCAUUGGCGAGAAUAAGCAAUACAAAUAUGUCUACCUGUCGCUUUUCAAUAAACUCGGCUGGAAAAGGGUAGCAGCGCUGACUGAAGACGGGCAGAAGUACACCGAAUAUAUAUCGCACAUGCAUGAUUACAUCCAGCAGCACGGAAUAAUCUUUGUAGCAAACAGGAAAUUUCCACGAGAGCGAAGCGAAGUCGCCAUGUCCCAGUAUCUGGACGACCUGCGAAGCAAAUCUGCGAGAAUCAUAAUUGCUGAUGUGUACGACGAUGCCGCGAGGACCUUGAUGUGUGAGGCUUACAGACUUAAAAUGACCAGCAAGCAGGGCUACGUUUGGUUUCUGCCUCUGUGGCUGCAGACUCGGUGGUACGACACUGACCAUUACAACAAGGUUAAACACGAGAAAAUCGAGUGCACCACUCAGCAAAUGAUAGAGGCCAUCAACGGUCACUUUGCUUUGACGCACGCUUACUUCGCUCCGAACGAAGCCAAAAUGCAGGAAGGAAUCACAGUUGGAGAGUGGAGGAGGGAUUACGAGAACAGAUGCAAUAAGCAUAAAAUAGAGCCGUCCAACUACGGAGGAUAUUCAAACGAUGCUGUCUGGGCCUACGCAUACGCCUUGGACAAACUUUUCCAAGAAAACCAAUCCUACGUUGCAGAUUUGCACACAGAUGAGGCCUCAAGGGCUUUCGUCAAGCACUUGAAUAAUACCGAUUUUAAUGGUGUGUCUGGGCACAUUAAGUUCAACAAUGGACCGUCCAGAGUUUCCGUCGUCAACGUUAUGCAGUGGAUCAACAACAGGACCAACAUUGUUGGCUCAUUCUAUCCCAAUGUUUCCGAAAUCAGAGGCGAAAUCAUCGGGGGGAGGUUGGAACUUAACGAAUCUGCUUUACACUGGCUGUCUCCUGACGGCCUUAAGCCAGAGGAUGGCACUGAACCGCCACCAUCUUGCUUCGUUGAUCCGGUUGCUAAGUUCUUCGACUGUUCCUGCGAGACAGCUAUUAUUAUAGUUAAUUUACUUGGCUUUGGAGUUUUGGGCAGUAUUGCCAUCUACACAUUCUUUUACUUGAAGCGAAGGUACGAGAGGGAGGCAAAAAGAUACAUGCAGUCCAUGGGAAUUGACGGUCUGCCACCCCCUAAUAGUCUCGAUAAGUGGGAAAUCCCAAGAGAAGAAGUGGUUGUAAACCGCAAGCUAGGCGAAGGUGCGUUUGGCACUGUGUAUGGCGGUGAAGCAUAUUUCGGAGAAAAAGGAUGGGUUGCUGUUGCUGUGAAAACUUUGAAACUAGGCUCGACAACAGAGGUUAAGCUGGAUUUCCUGAGCGAGGCUGAAGUCAUGAAGCGGCUCGACCAUCAAAACAUCGUCAAACUGUUGGGGGUGUGCACCAAAAACGAGCCCGUCUACACAAUCAUGGAGUUUAUGCUCUAUGGUGAUCUGAAAACAUUCCUAUUAGCACGUCGUCAUUUAGUUACCGAGCGCAGCUCCGAGGAGAACGAAGAGAUCAACAGUAAGAGACUCACUAACAUGGCGCUGGACGUUGCUCGAGCUCUCACAUACUUGGCUGAUCUCAAAUUCGUCCACAGGGACGUGGCUUGUCGAAAUUGCAUGGUGAACGCAAACAGAAUAGUCAAGCUAGGCGAUUUCGGAAUGACCAGGGCCAUGUUUGAGAGUGACUACUACAAGUUCAAUCGAAAGGGAAUGCUGCCUGUAAGGUGGAUGGCACCAGAGAGUCUCGAGCUUGGAAUUUUCACCCCUCAAUCAGACAUCUGGUCCUAUGGAGUGCUUCUCUAUGAAAUCAUCACAUUUGGCAGCUUUCCAUUCCAAGGCAUGAGCAAUAGCCAAGUCCUGGAGUUUGUCAAGAAAGGAAACACUCUUUCCAUUCCAAAGAACGUGAAACCAAAUUUGGAAACGCUGCUUCGGUCGUGUUGGGCGAAGGAGUACAAAAACCGCAUCACCUCCCCUGAAGUGGUUGAGUUCCUGGCCAACAACCCGCGUCUGAUCGCGCCAUGCCUGGACGUGCCGCUCGCCUCGGUACAGAUGGAGGACACGGCGCAGCUGGAGCUGAAUCUGCCAGAGAAGACGCGUAAGUGCUCGGUGGCGCCGGUCAAGAACCGACAGCGGUCGUUGUCGGGCGGCGGCGCCGCCACCACGCCCAACUCGCCGACGGCCACUUUCGACUCGGAUCCCAAGCUGCUGCGUUCGGCCACCAGCCACGACGUGCAGUACCCGCUGAUCCCGGGCCCACCGAGCAGCGGCCCCCGCGGCCAGGCGGCGGCCGCGUCGCCGCCCACCACUGCCGACACGGUGCCGCUGCUGGCCAUGCGAGGCGUUGACCACCAAAUGGUGGCACCGAGCGCAGUCAACGUGCCCAUGCUGCCACCGCCGCCGCGUCCAGCCGACUACAUCGAGAAUGGCGGCGCCUACAUGACACCGCGUCGCAUGCCCAUGGCCAAGUACAGCACAGUCUUCCCCACCAGAAGAAAAGACGACGUCAGGAGAAAAGACGACGCGGCUGAAAUCACCUCCGUCUUGUAGCUCAACGUUGGCUAGUCGCAACAGUACCGCGCCAAACCGCGCACUCGGGAGUGCAUUUGAAUGAGUCCUAUUGUCGUAGUGUUUGGACGUUUCACGUAAAAAGACGCCGAAAAUUCGGCACUCUACGUCUCUCCAUCCGUCUAUUUAUGUCUCAAUACUCAUGUCUAAGCGGCCAUAUUAUACACGCGUGUAUUGUUUUCGAAGUUGGUGUCAACCCAAAACGCCCCAGUAGAAGUCUACCAUUUUUUUUUAACUCUUACGUUAGUUCCUGUGAUCCAUAAAACAAACACGCAACUUAGCUUGCUUUAAAGCUAGUUUUUAGUUCACCAACACAUACACAUUCAGUACAACCCCCAGUUAGUAAGGAGUACGGCAGUGACUGUUUCAACGUUAAGUGUUCAUUUUAAUCGCUAUUUCAUGUUUGAUGUGUCCGAAUCUCUCGCAAACGCUAAUUUUGCCCUAAUUCUGGAGAACGGUCCGAAAAGACACGAUGGAAAUCUUGCAUACUGAACAAACUCCCUCUUUGCUUACGAUUUGUAGAGGAAUCACGGAAUGUACCUGACGUGUUAAUUUUUAAAAUCAAAAUUACGUAACUGUUAAUGCUAAUUUUACGGAUCAGUUAGAUAUUUAAGAUUUUUACUUCUUAAAAUUUUAAUGAAUUAUCUACGCAACUUUUUUUAUCAUGUAAAACCAAUACUACUCUGAGUUGAACGAAGGGCAAAUUCACUAUUUUUAUCGCUGUUGGUAACUGUGAGUUAGGAAAAUUCUUAUAAAUCUAUGUCUACGUUAUUGCAUGUUAUUUUGCAGGACAAAAAGAUAUUGGAAAUAGCUUUGCGUCUUCGUAUUGAACACCCAAGCAGGACUUGUGUUUUCAAUAGCUUCUAAAGACCGAGUAUCCCUAGUCGCUAACCAGAAGCUCGAUAUUGAUAGAUGAAGGGAAAAUCAAAAUAUUACUUUGGUUUUUUUGCUCAGUUUUGUCAAAUGAUAGAUACCUUUCAUGGUCAGAAUACAUCAUCAUGAAUACUAAUUUAAAUCUGACGCACUGCUCUACAUAGUUGUUGUAACCAAUAAAACGUAUUGAAAUAAUAUAUUUAUAAUAAAACAUGGAAAA
Cloeon dipterum is the source of this 5566-nucleotide messenger RNA. RefSeq lists its product as uncharacterized. NCBI's taxonomy places the organism in Eukaryota, Metazoa, Arthropoda, Insecta, Ephemeroptera, Baetidae. The coding region runs from base 337 to 4455 and encodes 1372 amino acids. The transcript is spliced from 20 exons. Gene Ontology annotation, cellular component: plasma membrane; signaling receptor complex. Gene Ontology annotation, molecular function: transmembrane receptor protein tyrosine kinase activity; ATP binding. The record is from RefSeq and is a predicted model, not a curated record. Gene Ontology annotation, biological process: protein phosphorylation; positive regulation of kinase activity; multicellular organism development.